Gastrolobium bilobum is the source of this 1065-nucleotide messenger RNA. RefSeq lists its product as uncharacterized. The record is from RefSeq and is a predicted model, not a curated record. The transcript has 3 exons. Lineage: Eukaryota; Viridiplantae; Streptophyta; Magnoliopsida; Fabales; Fabaceae. The coding region runs from base 1 to 1065 and encodes 354 amino acids. Gene Ontology annotation, molecular function: zinc ion binding.
AUGGCAAUUAUGUACGAUGAUUGGGAGGAAUCACAGUGUUGUGAGGCGUUCAAAUCUGCCAAACCAGUCAUACAGAUUGAUGGAACGCAUUUAUAUGGUAAGUACAAAGGCAAAUUGUUGGUGGCCACUGCCCAAGAUGGAAAUGAUGAAUGUUUACCAAUCACUUUUGCCAUCGUUGAAGGUGAAACAUUGGAAGCAUGGGACUAUUUUCUUGUUAAUAUUCGUGCUCAUGUUACUGACAUGUCAAACAUAUGCCUGAUCUUUGAUCGUCAUCGUAGCAUAAUAUCUGCUGUGGAGAAUAACCCUAAUUGGCUGCCACCAAAUGCAUAUCACGUGUUUUGUAUUCGUCAUAUUGCAAGCAACUUCAAUCAAAAGUUUCAGAAUGAGGGUUUGAAGCGGAUGUUAAAGAAUUUAGUCUAUACUCCAGCCAUGGUUGAUUUUGAAAGAAAUCUUGCGAGAUUCCGUGAGACUAGUCCUCAAAUUGCUGAGUGGAUUGAUGCCAUCCCUAAGGAAAAGUGGUCGCGUGCCUACGAUCUUGAAGGACGCAGGUACUGGCAUAUGACAACAAAUUUGGCAGAAUCUGUGAACAGGGUUUUGAAGGGGGCUAGAAAUAUGCCGAUAACUGCAUUGGUUAAGCACACAUAUAGCAGAUUAGUUCAUUAUUUUGUUGAGAGAGGUACAUCUGCCGUUGCGCAACUUCAAUCAGUUAAUCGUCAUUGCAAAGAUGUUGUUGAAUUGGUCAAGAAGAAUCAGGUACAUGCAAAAGGUCAGCAUGUUCGUGCAUACAACGUGGAACAUACUGUCUUCGAGGUUUAUGCAGGUUGGGAUCGUUCAUAUUUUGUCAAUCUCCCACGGAGAUUUUGUCAAUGUGGAAAGUUUAAGGCCUUUAAGUACCCGUGUAGUCACGCUAAUGCUGUUGCUUUAAGUGUUAGACAGAGUCCUUUCACGUAUGUAGACGAUGUCUUCUUGACAACUAAGUUGGUCGAGGCUUAUUCUUUUCCGUGGGAGCCAAUUGGAAACAAGGAAGCAAUUUCCACCAAGUACAGGUCCAAAGAUUAUUCCUGA